This is a messenger RNA of Lactuca virosa, 552 nucleotides long. The record is from the annotation of a GenBank genome assembly. Lineage: Eukaryota; Viridiplantae; Streptophyta; Magnoliopsida; Asterales; Asteraceae.
AUGCACAAGGGUGGUACUUCUUCGGUCUACCGGGGUGUCAGAAAAAGGAAGUGGGGAAAAUGGGUGUCCGAAAUACGUGAGCCCGGGAAGGAUUCGCGGAUCUGGUUAGGGAGUUUUGAGACGCCGGAGAUGGCGGCAGCCGCCUAUGACGCGGCGGCAUUUUACCUCCGUGGCGGUGAUGUCUCCAAACUUAAUUUUCCGGAAAGAGCAAAUGAACUCCCGAGACCGGUCUGCUCAACUGCAGAAUGUAUACGCAUGGCGGCCCAAGAGGCCGCCACGCGGUUCAGACCCCUGCUCAUGCCAGAAUAUGGUCAUGACCAGAGUGGGUCUGGGUCUGGGUCAAGUCAUAUGGUCCCAGUCAAUAUCGGACUUUCGCCUAGUCAAAUUCAGGCGAUAAAUGAUUCGCCGCUUGAUUCCCCGAAAAUUUGGAUGGAAUUGAGUGAUGUUUUUAUUGCGGAACAAAAAUUGUAUUUUUGUAAUGCUGCUGCUAACUUUGAUCAAAUGGGUGAGUGGGGAGAGAUACCGGAUUAUCCUCUCUGGGAUUCUUAUUAG